This is a messenger RNA of Linum trigynum, 2716 nucleotides long. The record is from the annotation of a GenBank genome assembly. Lineage: Eukaryota; Viridiplantae; Streptophyta; Magnoliopsida; Malpighiales; Linaceae.
CGACAAUCCAUCGAAUUCAAAUCCACAAACCAAACUACCCUUAUUUUGUUCUCUCCUCCACUAAUUUUCACACAAGAAGACCAUGAAACCCCACAUUCCCAUCAAAACAAAACACAACCUCCUUUCUCUUUCUGGCUCUGUCUCUUCAUGCCCUCCCAUUUUGCAAGCUGUAAAAAAGAGGUAAUGACUUAGUUAGCCUUUACCCCACCACACCUUAUUAUUCCUUCUCCCACAGACAAAAUGGUUUCAGCUUAGCUGCAAACAAAAGAAACUUCCUUCUUCCCCACCUUCACAAAGCUCCAUCCUCUCAACAUUGGCCUGGUAUUGAAGUCUUCCUUAAAGCUCCAAACUUUCAUCGAGCCCUUCUCAUAACAUGGUCCCCCUUCCAAAAUUUCUAGCAAUGUCACAGUUUGCUCUUCUGGGUUUUGUGUUUUGCAGGCAUGGCAGGAAGACUAUCAUAACUGCUGCUGCUAUGGAUUUUGGUGUUGAGACUUUGAGCUUGUGAAAAGGGGGAAAGGGAAGAACUUUGUUUUUGUUUAAGGGUUUUAAAUCACUAAUUAGAUAACAAUUAUAGUAAUAUAUUAGUACAAAGAAUGCCAGUUCCUCUUGCACCUUAUCCAACUCCACCAGUUGCUCCAUAUAAUCCUCCUCCUCCACCUCCUCCAGCUGCUGCUGCCAAUGGUGGACAAAGCCAGCUAGUGUGUUCUGGAUGUAGAAAUCUGUUGCUUUUCCCAGUUGGGGCAACCUCAGUUUGCUGUGCUGUCUGCAAUGCAGUCACUGGAGUUCCUCCUCCUGGCACAGAGAUGGCUCAGCUGGUAUGUGGAGGCUGCCACACUUUGCUCAUGUACAUUCGUGGCGCGACAAGUGUCCAAUGCUCAUGCUGCCACACUGUCAAUUUAGCCCUGGAAGCAAACCAAGUGGCACAUGUGAAUUGUGGGAACUGCAGGAUGCUGCUGAUGUACCAGUAUGGAGCUCGAUCUGUCAAAUGCGCAGUCUGCAAUUUCGUUACAUCAGUUGGGGCCUCUGCAAGCACUCCAGAGCAGAAAUUCAGCACUGCUUGAUCUUGUGGUUUCACUUGCGAUCUUUUACUAAGUACUCGUCGACAACAAUUGAAUCAAAACGCCAGUGGCGUGGAGCAAUGAAAACUUCAACUCCAAGUCACAAUGUAUAGAGUUGAUCUUCCCCCUUUGUAACUUCCCUUUGAAUAAACCAGUUUUGGAGAAGUUUGUGGUUAUUUGCACUAUAUAACUACUAUAAAAAAGUUUAUAAUGUUGAGAUAAGGAGUAGAUUUCUGUUUUGGAAAUGGAAAGACUGGACAAUCUCAAUGGCUUGGAAGUCACAUAGACACAUAAUGGUGGUGGCCCAAAAGAGAUAUUUAGGAACAGAAAGACAAGGUUCUGGGAAAAAAGGGUAUUUGUGGUUGAAAGCAAAAGAAGAGAGCUUUCAUGGUGAAAACCAUAGCCCAUAGGAAUUCCUUUGGGGGCCGGAAGAUCACUUUCAAAAUCCUGAAAGAAUCUUAAUCCAUGUCAUUUUCACAGUUUUCCUCUUUCAAGUUUUGGGUUAAGGUGGUUUUAUAGUCUUGUAUGUCAAUUUAACAAGCAAGUCUCCAUACUAAGGUUCUAAUUGUGGUUUAUUCACCUUUGAAGUUUGAACCCCUUGGUUUUUAAAGAUUCUCUAAAAUUGGUUAGUGAUUACCAUUAGUCAAUACUGCCCUAUGAAUCUGACAUCUCCUUACGCUUUUAUACGUCGCAACUGACAUUUAGCACUUAAAACGAACGAGAUUAAUUGAUACGGUCCAAUAAAACGGUGAAAGAUGGAUCAGUAACACUGAGAUGUGUGAAACCAUCAAGAACAUGCUUACUCAACAUGGGUGGACCUCUAACAAGUUAACUGGAGCAUUAAUUGGAGAUUGGGAAAGGGUAUAUUCUUCUUUCUGGUGCUCAUCCAAAAGAGAAGCUGAUUGAUUCCCUUUGCCAUCCCAUUAUUGCACUCCAAAGAAAGCAACUUUGUUUCGUGGUGGUCUCUUUCUCAGAACCAGGACUGAAAGUGAGAAAGGGUGUCUCUCUCACACUCUUCUGCCAUGGUUCCUAGCUAGAAGGCUCUCUCUCACACACUUAUCAGGCUCCAAAUUGGGGCCAUAUGGAUGGAGACCUUAUAAUUGUAAUGUAUCAUUCAAGAGCAAGAAAGCUGAGUGAGUGAAUGACUUGUUGCCUGCCAAAAGUCUGAUGGAAAUCCUCACUUUCUGCUAGUAUUUGUUGUAUGUAUGUGUAUUUCUUUGUCCAUGUUUGCCGCAUCCAAGGUGCCCUUCUCGAUUGGCAUUAUGGCUCACUAUGUCAUCACUUGCUGGCUCAAUGUUUCAAACGGGAGCCUGCCCACUUGAAAGUUCACUGAGAGGUCAUCCUCAUUCAAAUUGGAAGGCUCUAUCAUACAAAUGUUGCGAAUUCAUCGUCGAAAUAGCAGAAUAUAUCUUCGGUGUUGAUUCAUCUCUGUUGGGUAUGAAGAAUACUACGUGUCUCGAGAAAAUGGUGGUACGAAACCGCACAAGAUGCCUUGGCAUCCCAUAGAUAGAGCAAUCGAGAGAUGUUCGCAUCUUUGAUGCACCGUGAUCUUCUCUUCGGGUUUAAUACUAGCUGAUGUUCGUAUUUAAUGUGUUCUAUAGAAUAGGGGGGCUUAUGUGACAGUUAUUCGUCAUCGAGAAGAAAACGAUAUCUUAUCU